Molecule: messenger RNA, 612 nt
Organism: Staurois parvus
Lineage: Eukaryota; Metazoa; Chordata; Amphibia; Anura; Ranidae
Source: the annotation of a GenBank genome assembly
AGUCUUGCACAGGUGUACCGGCUCCUCCCCUUCAGUCUUGUACAGGUGUACCGGCUCCUCCCCUUCAGUCUUGCACAGAUGUACCGGCUCCUCCCCUUCAGUCUUGCACAGGUGUACCGGCUCCUCCCCUUCAGUCGUGCACAGGUGUACCGGCUCCUCCCCUUCAGUCUUGUACAGGUGUACCGGCUCCUCCCUUUCAGUCUUGCACAGGUGUACCGGCUCCUCCACUUCAGUCUUGCACAGGUGUACCGGCUCCUCCCCUUCAGUCUUGUACAGGUGUACCGGCUCCUCCCCUUCAGUCUUGCGCAGGUGUACCGGCUCCUCCCCUUCAGUCUUGCACAGGUGUAUCGGCUCCUCCCCUUCAGUCUUGCACAGGUGUACCGGCUCCUCCCCUUCAGUCUUGCACAGGUGUACCGGCUCCUCCCCUCCAGUCUUGCACAGGUGUAGCGGCUCCUCCCCUCCAGUCUUGCACAGGUGUACCGACUCCUCCCCUCCAGUCUUGCACAGGUGUACCGGCUCCUCCCCUCCAGUCUUGCACAGGUGUACCGGCUCCUCCCCUCCAGUCUUGCACAGGUGUACUGACUCCUCCCCUUCAGUCUUGCACAGGUGUAC